Molecule: messenger RNA, 648 nt
Organism: Gastrolobium bilobum
Lineage: Eukaryota; Viridiplantae; Streptophyta; Magnoliopsida; Fabales; Fabaceae
Exons: 3
Coding region: 32-508 (158 amino acids)
Cellular component (GO): mitochondrion
Molecular function (GO): structural constituent of ribosome
Source: RefSeq, a predicted model, not a curated record
UAGCCGCCUCCCAGAAAGAGUGUGUGUGGAAAUGGCGAGUGCGUUGGGUAGCAGAGUAGAUGGUGUUCGAAACUCUUCGUUAUUCAGAUUCUCACUCAACUUCAUUAGAACCCUAAGUUCUUCUCCUUCUUCGUCUUCUUCUUCUUCUUCUGCUGCUGCUGUUACUCAAAACCCUAAGAAAUCAAAGCGAAGAAAGAAGAAGAACUUGUUCGAGGUGACUCAGUUCUUACCUAACUGGGGAAUCGGCUACCACCUUGCCAAGACUCAUUGGAACGAAGUUUCUUAUGAAAUCACAAAGAUCAAUCUCUACAAGGAUGGAAGACACGGCAAGGCAUGGGGGAUUGCUCAUAAAAAUGGUUUGCCAGCAGCAGAUGCUCCGAAGAAAAUUAGUGGAGUUCACAAGCGCUGUUGGAGGUACCUCCCAAAUGUAGUAAAAGCAUCAGUAAGCUCACCAAACUCAACGAGUUCAACAGACAGUGGCCUAAAAGUUGAAACCCAAGCAAGUUGAUGCUUUUGGCGGACUUGGGGUUUUAGGUUAUCGAUAGUGUGCCAUGUGUCUAAGAGUUGAUUUUCAAUUGGCAUAGUUGUUUUUGAUUAUGGUAGCAUUUUUUAGUCAACCAUGAAAUAUACCUUACGCAUUCGUGUUAA